AUGGCGGUGUUAGCGGCGGCACAAUUAUUAGAUGAGUUAAUGGGACGGCAUCGGAAUACAAAUCCUAACGAGAAAAUUAAAAAACCGAACUGGGAGGACCCUGAAUACUGUAAAUAUUUCAUGGUAAAAUUUUGUCCUCAUGAUCUGUUUGUGAACACUCGAGCGGAUCUUGGUGUCUGUCCAAAAGUGCAUGAUGAUGAAGUCAAGGAACUUUUUGAAAAAGCAGAGUCUUCAUAUAAGAAGGCACAAUAUGUUGAGGAAUUUUUGCGCUUCUGUAGGCACAUGAUUAGUGAAGUUGAAAGAAAAAUUCAAAAAGGUAAACAAAGAUUGGAGCUCAUGAACUCAAAACCGGAAGGGCCACCAAUGACACAGGCUCAAACUGAAAAAAAUCAAGAGCAGGUGAAACUUUUAUCAGAGAAGAUCACAGCAUUGGUUCAAGAAGCAGAAGAAGCAGGUACUCGUGGAGAUGUAGAACAGGCACAAGGAUUAAUGAAACUAUGUGACCGUUUAAAAGAGGAAAAGGAGCAACUUAUCAAACAACAAGAAAACAGUCAUUGGUCCAUGACCGCAGAGCUAGCUGCAGCGCAAGAGAAACAGAUGGAAGUGUGUCCUGUGUGCGGUGCUUUCUUGAUUGUUGGCGACGCGCAGCAACGUAUUGAUGACCAUCUUUCUGGAAAACAACAUGUUGGGUAUUUCAAGCUCCGUCAAGCAUAUGAGGAGAUGACCGAAGCUCGAGAAAAAGAACAACAGGAGAAAGAGAAAAAGCGGCGUGAAGAAAGAGAAAGAGAGCGUAGUGUUCGCGGUGGAGGUCUGGGUUCAGAUAGACGUGACAGGGAGAGAAUGGAAAGAGACAGAGAAAGGGAUCGGGAUCGCUCGGACAGGGACAGGGGGGAAAGGGACAGGGAACGUGGGGAUCGUGACAAAGAUAGAGAAAGAGAUAAGGAACGUCAUAGGUCAAGUCGCGAAGAGAAGAGCAGCAGGCAUGAAGAACGAGACCGGGACAGAGAACGAGAGAAGGAGCGCGAGCGCGAUAGGGACAAAGAUCGCGAUCGUGAUCGUGAACGUGAACGCGAACGCAAGCAUCGCAAAGAGAGACGUUCUUCACACGAGCGUUCGCGUCGUCGCUCCCGCGAUCGUGAACGCGACCGCCAUUGA
Molecule: messenger RNA, 1155 nt
Organism: Parnassius mnemosyne (clouded apollo)
Lineage: Eukaryota; Metazoa; Arthropoda; Insecta; Lepidoptera; Papilionidae
Source: the annotation of a GenBank genome assembly